Messenger RNA from Tigriopus californicus, 992 nucleotides. RefSeq names its product ribosome maturation protein SBDS-like (gene Sbds). The record is from RefSeq and is a predicted model, not a curated record. Bases 74 to 907 code for a protein of 277 amino acids. The transcript has a single exon. NCBI's taxonomy places the organism in Eukaryota, Metazoa, Arthropoda, Copepoda, Harpacticoida, Harpacticidae. Gene Ontology annotation, biological process: cytosolic ribosome assembly; ribosome biogenesis.
CUUGGCCACCAGAUUCAAGUUUCAUUGCACCACUCCAAAUCUGCAACUCUCGACACGUGGAGGCGUGUCCAGGAUGUCUCGCAUUAACACACCCACCAAUCAAAAGCUUUUGACCAAUGUGGCUGUGGUGAGGAUGAAAAAGGCGGGCAAACGCUUCGAGAUCGCUUGCUACAAGAACAAAGUGCUCUCUUGGCGUCAAGGCGUGGAAAAGGACAUUGAUGAGGUACUACAAGCGCAGACUGUUUUCACGAACGUGUCAAAAGGCCAAGUGGCCAAGAAGGACGAUCUCAUGAAGGCCUUUGAUACGGCCGAUCAACUGAUGAUUUGCAAGCUCCUGCUCGAUAAAGGCGAUCUCCAAGUGUCGGAUAAAGAGCGACAAGCUCAACAAGAAGCCGUGUUCAAGGACAUGGCGGCCAUUAUUGCCGACAAAUGCCUCAAUCCCGACAACCAACGACCUUAUCCCACCUCCAUCAUCGAGAAGGCCAUGAAGGAGUGUCACAUCGCCGUGAAGCCCAAUCGAGGAGCCAAACAACAGGCCUUGGAGGUGAUUGGCAAACUCAAGACGCAUUUACCCAUUGAACGCGCCCAAAUGAAACUGAAAUUGAGUUUCCCGGUUUCGGCGCUUGUGACCGGAACCAGUCUCUCCAGUUUCCGACGACAACUGUCUAAAAUGGCCGAUCAGGUCGAGAAAGACAGUGUGAAAACGGACCAGGCCCAGAAGACCGAAGACCAAGAGGAGGCGGGCCUAGUAGUCUUGACUUGCGUGUGCGAUCCCGGUAGAUAUCGCGAAAUCGACGAGAUGUUGAACAGUUCAACCCAAGGACGGGGUAAAAUGGAACUCAUCAGUCUACAAGAAGCCAAGGAACAAGGAGCGGGUGGCACGGAUUGGUCACCUUCAGACACUUAAUCAAUCAAGAUGUUUUGUUUUUUUUACUUUCCAAAAAUGUGAUAAAUUAUUCAUAUUAAAAGAAGUUGGUUUAGAUGAAGUAACA